UCUCUAGCCUCGAUAACGGCUAGAUUGAUUUGCUACUCACUUCCUUUCUUGUCUGUUCUGCUUCUCCCAAACCCUCCCUCCUCUUCUCUCGCCACCUUGCCCGAAAAUCCCCUAAACCAGAAAUUCUCCGCCGCACUUCCCUCCCCGGCAGCGGAGAUUCUGGAUUCACUCUUCUCUCGACGGCGGCGUAACUAUCAAGAAUCAGAGAUGAAGCAUUUCAUGCUUCCCAGGAACCCGGUGUUGCGGGAAGCUACUAGCAACGAGGCUCCCACUCCUCCUCCUCCGCUGGCCUCUCUCAAAUCGAAGCCUCUUUCAGCUUCUCCUUCGCCGUCAGUUCCUCCCCGGCGACAGAAGCCGAACAAGGAGAAUGCACCGCCGCCGCCGCCGUCAGAUCUCAAUUCCGAUCUCAAGCAGCACCCGUCGCCUUCUCCCUCUCCGGCUUCUAAGAUCAGGAGUCCCCUCCCGCCCAAGCCUCCUUCCUCUAACCCGUUGAAGCGGAAGCUAAUUAUGGAUGGCGCUCAGGAUCCCACGCCUUCCGAUUCUGGAGUUCAGGUUGUUGUUAGAAUGCGUCCACUGAGUAAGGAUGAGGAAGGAGAAUUGACAGUGCAGAAGCUUUCCCAUGAUUCCCUCAGCAUCAAUGGACACAACUUCACCUUCGAUUCUGUUGCUGAUAUAGAGGCAACACAGCAAGACAUUUUCAAGCUUAUAGGAGCCCCUCUCGUUGAGAAUUGUCUAGCUGGAUUUAACAGUUCAGUAUUCGCCUAUGGACAGACUGGGAGUGGAAAGACAUACACUAUCUGGGGUCCUUCUAACAUCUUGUCAGAAGUUGGCUCCUCAAGUGAUCAACAAGGUUUAACCCCUCGUGUCUUCGAACGGCUCUUUGCCCGCAUAAAUGAGGCAAUAUUUCCACUCCAGGAGCAAAUCAAGCAUGCUGACAGGCAACUCAAGUAUCAGUGCCGGUGCUCCUUUCUAGAGAUUUAUAAUGAACAAAUUACUGAUUUGUUGGACCCAAGUCAAAGAAACCUCCAGGUAAAAUUGAGCAAAGUUCUUUCUUGGCAGAUAAGAGAAGAUGUAAAGUCUGGUUUGUAUGUUGAAAAUCUGACGGAGGAGCAUGUUUUCACAUUGAGAGAUGUAACUCGGCUACUGAUAAAGGGAUUAUCCAAUAGGAGAACAGGUGCAACCAGUGUUAAUGCAGAAAGUUCCCGCUCACACAGUGUCUUCACCUGCAUUGUUGAAUCCCGAUGCAAGAGCAUGGCUGAUGGCAAAAGCAGCUUAAAAACAAGUAGAAUAAAUCUUGUUGAUCUUGCUGGGUCAGAGCGACAGAAAUUGACCGGGGCUGCUGGGGAACGACUGAAGGAAGCUGGAAAUAUUAAUCGAUCUCUCUCGCAGCUUGGAAACUUGAUAAAUAUACUAGCCGAAGUGUCGCAGACAGGAAAACAGAGGCAUAUACCUUACAGAGACUCCAAGUUGACUUUCCUAUUGCAGGAAUCACUUGGAGGCAAUGCAAAAUUAGCAAUGAUUUGUGCUGUUUCACCCGCUCAGAGCUGUAAGAGCGAGACUUUUAGCACAUUGCGAUUUGCACAGCGUGCAAAGGCAAUAAAAAACAAAGCGGUUGUUAAUGAAGAAAUGGAGGAUGAUGUGAAUCAUUUGAGAGAAGUGAUACGGCAGCUAAGGGAUGAGCUUCACCGAGUGAAGGCAAACAAUACCAACCAAACAGGUUGGGAUCCUCACAAAAGCCUAAAUAUCUUGAAAAGCCUCAUGCAUCCACACUCUCUGCUCCCUAAAAUGGACGAGGAUAGUGACGAGGAAAUGGAAAUCGAUGAAGAAGCUGUUGAGAAGUUAUAUGCAGCAGUCUCUGAAUAUCAGCCUACCCGUAACAGCAGAUGUGCAAUACAAGAUGUUGAUAUGGAAGAAGGCACAUCUGAACAAGUUGAGGAUCGGAGUAUUUCUAUUGGAGGCUGCACUGAUCCUGCUGCUAGUACAACUCCAGAUACCAAUGAUAAUACUGCUGAUCACACUUCAAACGAAGUCUUGGAUCAUGCUGCAUUGACUGCCACCUCUGAUUCUCAACCCGGAGUCUCAACUGGAGCUGUGCUGCCGGUUCUCAAGUCACCUACUCCAAGUGUUUCACCCAAACUCACUGGCAGCAGGAAAAGUCUGAAGACUUCAUGCAUGUUGACUGCUUCUCAAAAAGCUUCUAUUGAUGGACGAGAGGCAUGCCAGGAGAAGUCAUUUGCUCUUGCAAAACCCAAAGAAAGUUCUUCAGCUCUGGCUACUAGCACAAGCAAAAGCGUUUUCGCAUCAACUGAUCAGUUGGCAGCGAGCAUCCAUCGGGGACUGGAAAUUAUAGACAGCCACCCAAGAAGUUCAGCUUUCAGGCGGUCGGCUUUUAGAUUUUCAUACAAACCUGCUGCAGAAACUCAGCCAAGCCUCAUCGUCGAAAAGUUUGAUGUUGGAGUCCAGACAAUGUCUCAUGAUUAUGAUCAGGUCGAGUACAUAUGCAAGAUAUGCAAGGGAAAAACAGAACCCGAGGUGGUAAAUGGCAUUGAUGACUGCUGCUCAAACCUUCAGUUGGUUCCUGUUGAGGGCUCAAACCUUCAGUUGGUACCUGUUGAAGGCUCAGGCUCUGCCGAAAAGUCCAAAAUGCUAGUCCCCAAGGCAGUGGAAAAGGUAUUAGCUGGAGCUAUCAGAAGAGAGAUGGCUCUUGAAGAGUACUGUGCAAAACAGGAUUCAGAAAUAAGGCAGCUUAACCGUCUGGUGCAACAAUACAAGCAUGAGAGGGAAUGCAAUGCUAUCAUUAGUCAGACAAAGGAGGACAAAAUUCUGCGCCUUGAGAGCCUUAUGGAUGGUGUCCUGCCUACAGAGGAAUUCGUGGAGGAAGAGUUUGCAUCACUCAUGCAUGAGCACAAGCUUCUCAAGGACAAGUGCGACAACCAUCCUGAAGUCUCAAGGCUGAACAUUGAGCUUAAAAGAGCCCAGGAAGAGCUGCAAAACUACCGGAAUUUCUGUGAUUUAGGUGAAAGAGAAGUUCUUUUGGAGGAACUUCAAGACUUGAGAAGCCAGCUACAGUUUUAUGUAGACUCCUCAUCAGCAUCUGCUCUUAAAAGGAGAUCGGUAUUGGAGCUGACGUAUCUGAAUGAACAACAGCCCAAUCUUGGCACAAUCCCAGAGUCUACUGAGGAUGGCGCUGAAGAGAUGCUCGAGUCUAGCGAGGAUGGUGCAGAAGAGAAGCUCGAACAAGAGAGAGCUCGCUGGACUGAAGCUGAAAGCAAGUGGAUCUCCCUUGCUGAAGAACUGAGGGCAGAACUCGAUGCCAACAGGACUCUAUCCGAGAAACAGAAGAAGGAGUUGGACAUCGAGAAGAAGUGCGCUGAAGAGCUUAAGGAAGCCAUGCAAAUGGCCAUGGAAGGGCAUGCACGGAUGCUCGAACAGUAUGCAGACCUCGAGGAGAAACAUAUCCUGCUUCUUGCAAGGCACCGGGACAUCCAGGAUGGAAUCGAGAACGUCAAGAAAGCAGCAGCUAGAGCUGGCGUGAAGGGUGCAGAGUCUAAGUUCAUCAAUUCACUCGCUGCAGAAAUUUCGGCAUUGAGAGUGGAAAGAGAGAAAGAACGGAGGUACUACAGAGAAGAGAUCAGAGCGCUUCAGGCUCAACUGAGAGAUACAGCCACUGCUGUACAGGCUGCAGGGGAGUUACUGGUGCGGCUCAGAGAAGCUGAAGAAGCUGUUGCUCUUGCUCAGGAACGUGCUACGGGGGCAGAGUUGGAAGCUGCAAAUGCGGCGAAGAAGAUCAAGAAGUUGAAGACCAAGCAUGACGAAGAGAUCGUGUCCUGGAAGAUGCUUCUGGCUGAGUCACGUCUACCUAAAGAGGCCAUACCACCUCCAGAUUUGCCAGAGCCAGAGUUGUGUUCUCCUUCCACGGCCAAGUACGAUGAAGGCGAAGAAUGGAGGGAGGAGUUUGACACAUCCUCGUGGUUCUCGGGGUACGAUCGCUGCAACAUAUGAACGCGGUGGUCUCAGUGUGUACAGGUGUAGUAGAAUUGACGAAUGCAUCGUCAGUACUGCAAUGUAUGUUUGUUGUUUACUUGGUCAAUAGCUGGUGGUGGUUACUUCUCGUCACCAUUCUGUGAGGGUUUUGAGAACCACCAAUUACAGAACAUUGUCAGCCCUUUUACUGUACUGCAAGUUACAAACAAGAGUCUCUGAUAAUGCAGAGAGUAUUUCUCUUACGAUUUACUACAACCUUUCACUGAGCACAACCAUAGACUUGUGCUAGAAAA
Linum tenue is the source of this 4277-nucleotide messenger RNA. NCBI's taxonomy places the organism in Eukaryota, Viridiplantae, Streptophyta, Magnoliopsida, Malpighiales, Linaceae. The record is from the annotation of a GenBank genome assembly.